Molecule: messenger RNA, 231 nt
Organism: Toxorhynchites rutilus septentrionalis
Lineage: Eukaryota; Metazoa; Arthropoda; Insecta; Diptera; Culicidae
Exons: 1
Coding region: 1-231 (76 amino acids)
Biological process (GO): mitochondrial respiratory chain complex III assembly
Source: RefSeq, a predicted model, not a curated record
AUGAUGAAUGUUUACAUCAAGUCAGUAAUAUAUUUAACAGUUUUCGGUGGAGUCGGUUACGUUCUAUCGGAAGUGACCAAACCAAGUAAGGAGAAGAUUGAUAAAAUCAGACAAAGUCAGAGCUACGCGGAAAGCGACGAUAAAAGCCGAAAGGCACUUUUUAUGAAGAAGUUGAAGGAAGCUGGCGAGAGCAGCGAGCCAAUCUAUUUGAAGAAAAGGAAAGAGGAUUAA